AAUCGAUUUAUUAACGCCUUAGCUCUAAUAGUUUCUGCAGUUUUUUAUUGGGUAUAUCGAGUAUCUUCUCCUUUAUUAAGGAGAUUACGACACCAAAAAACUCCGGAAGAACAAAUUAGAGAUGAACUCGCGGUAGCAGAAAAUUAUGAGGAAUGGGUCGAAAAGGCAAAAGAACUGGAUGUUCUUUUAGACAAUGAUGAAUGGAAAUUGGAUCCUGCAUCUCCAUAUUAUGACUAUAACCUUAUUCAGAGCAGAUUAGGUCAUCUUAAACUAGUUAGGGACAAGAAUGAUAUUUCAUCAAUGAUCUAUAUGUUGAGAACAGGCCUUUUACGGAGCUUAGGAGGUUUGAAUGAUCCUCGGUUGUUCAGUCAAUCAUAUUUAGGAACAAAGAAGUUGAUCGAAGAUUAUACGGAAGAGGUUGCAACUCAACUUGAAUAUAUUAAUCAGUCAGAUUUUUCGGAUAUUUCUCAUACUUCUAAGCUCGAUUUCUUUAAUGAUACUCGUCAAAGUUUUGGUUGUACUGCUUUAGUCCUUUACGGUGGUGCAUCUUUUGGGCUUUACCAUCUUGGAGUUGUGAAAGCACUUCAUGAAAAUGGAUUGUUACCAAGGGUUAUAUGUGGUACUGCAGUUGGUGCUUUUAUAGCUGCUCUUGUGUGCGUUCAUACUGAUGAGGAAUUACCAAAAAUCUUUCAACCUGGUGGAAUUGAUUUAGGAGCUUUUACCAAAGUUGGAAGUAAAGGCAACAUUCACAGAAAAAUCACACGAUUCCUCAAGCAUGGUUAUUUGUUAGACAUCAAAGUUUUGGAAGACUGUGUUCUUAAAAAUGUUGGAGAUCUAACCUUUGAAGAAGCAUACGAGAAAUCAAAACGAGUUCUCAAUAUUACAGUUUCAUCCACAAGGAAAUUUGAAGUUCCUCAGUUGCUAAACUAUUUGACCGCGCCCAAUGUUUUAAUAUCAAGUGCUGCUUGCGCUUCGGUUGCCAUAAUGGGUCUCUACGAUAGUUACGAUUUGAUAGCAAAAGAUAAAACUGGCAAACAAAUUCCAUGGGCCACUGAUAUCAAAUUUAAGAAAUGGACAGAUGCGGCUCCAUCUGAAAGUGACUCUCCAUUAACAAGACUUUCAGAAUUAUUCAAUGUUAAUCAUUUUAUUGUAUCUCAAGCAAAUCCUUGUAUUGUUCCAUUCAUGUCCCGAGAGCAAACAACGCGAACAAAUUUUUUGGUAAAAUGUGGAUAUUUUCUAUCAACUGAGAUUAAACACCGAAUAUUUCAGCUUGAGCAAAUGCGAGUUCUACCACGAAGACUUCGUGGAAUUGUUGAUGAAAAAGUGUCAGGGGACAUUACUAUCGUGCCCUCUAUUUCCAUUGCAGAUUUUAAAACCUUGUUUUCUAGCCCAACUCACGAAUCAUUGGAUUAUUGGAUACUAAAAGGAGAACAGUCUACAUGGCCUUUAUUGGCAUUGAUAAAGAAUCGAUGUAAUAUAGAAUUGGUUCUUGAUAGAGCGUAUUUUAAAUUGAAAUCUAAUCCGGUUGAACGAACUAGUUAUUAUUACAAUGCUAAAAAUAAUGGAGCACGAAAACGUACUAAAUCUCUUCAUUAA
Messenger RNA from Cetraspora pellucida, 1596 nucleotides. The record is from the annotation of a GenBank genome assembly. Lineage: Eukaryota; Fungi; Glomeromycota; Glomeromycetes; Diversisporales; Gigasporaceae.